ACUCUAGAAAACAUGGCGACUAUUUUGUUUUUUUAUCGGACACGUGCAAUCAACUAUUCGAAGUUUUAGUCUUUAUGUCAUAGUCAUAACAUUAGGUUCAAUAGGAAGUACUGUUGUUAUUAAAUUGUAAAAUGUCUCUCACUGCACCUCGUAGAAAAAAAAGAGUGAGACAAAAAAUUCAAGCACCUUUUCCUGUUCCAAUAAAAACUAUAACUGGUGAGACAGCAAGUAAACAACAUUGGUUAUAUUAUACUGGUUAUUUAUGUGGUCAGUCAGUCACAGUUAGACAUACUGGGGAUAUGGAGUUUUUGUAUAAAAUGGGAUUUUUUGGUAAAGGUAAUUUAUCUAGGAGUCGACCAGACUAUAAUGAUAAAUAUAAAUGGGCAGCUAUUACAUCACUGAAUGGAGACAGAAGCACAAUUUACCCCCGAGUAGUAAAUAAACAAUGGUACAAGAGACACUUACAGUGGGGAGGACAAGAAUUGCAAGAAGAUGAAAUCUCUGAGGGAGAAGAAGAAAAUUUAAACACAAAUUCUAAUAUGGACAAAGGUGAUUCAAAUAAAAAAGAAAUUAGUGACGACAUGACAACAGAUGAAAAUGGUCAAUCGAAUGGUAAAGAAUCAGAUGAAAUUAAAAUUGAAGAUUCUUGGGCUGGAGAACCUGAUAAUGAAUUCUGGGGCGUUGAAACUAACCAAUCAGAUUCCUACAAAAGCACUGAUCCGUGGGAUAGUGGUGCUGCAGCAUCGUGGGAUACUGCGGAGGGAGAUGCUGAUUUUUGGGGUACGGGUAUAGAUAAUGUUAAAUCAGACUCCUGUAGUUGGAAAAAGCCAACUUGUGAUAUGGAUAAUGAUAAAGAUUCUCUGAUAGUGGAUCAAGCAAAUCCUGUAACAUUAAAUCAAGAAAAAACUGAUUUGAAUCAAGAACAAUCUGAUGUUUUGGUUGCAAAUCAAGAAAAAUAUAAUUCUGAGAGUUUAAAGCGGUCAGCUGAAACGUGUUCAACAAAUAGUAAGAGGGCGAAAAUAGAAACGGAGGAUAAACAAAUACCUGAAACGGAUGAUAAACAGAAGACAAUUCCAGUAAUAGCAGACAAUUGUGAAUCUUUAACAGAAAAUAGUGAUUGUGAUCAAAUUGAUAAAGUUGACAAAGAUUUAGAAAAGGUUGACAAAGUAGAAACAAUCGAUCUUUCAUCUUAUGAUCUCUUAUGUCACGGGGAUGAUAAACAUGGGGAUUUAUUCGUUAUACCUAACGACAAUUACGAUAAAUUAGUAAAAUCUAUUAAACAGAAGUUAAAAUGGAGACCUGUUUUAAAACAAAACCCAUUCCCAAUUAAAGAGUAUUUACAGCUAAGCUUAGUCGAGGCUUUUUUCCUGUCAUAUGGUUUAGGCUGUUUCAUUCUUAAAGAAAAAGAGAAUUCCUUAAAUAUUAUGUCUAUGUGGAAGAUAUUUUGUGAAAAACAGAGAAAUUUUAUUGCAAGUUAUGUUACAUACCAUUACUUUAGAAGUAAAGGCUGGGUGCCUAAAUCUGGACUUAAAUUUGGCUGUGAUUAUAUUUUGUAUAAAGUUGGUCCACCAUUUUAUCACGGAAGUUAUUCAGUUGUUAUCCAGUACAUAGAAGAAGAUGGCGUUACUCCAGUGCUUGAAUAUCAACAGCUUUGUUUAUCAUGGAGAUCGUUGUGUGGUCUAAAUCGUAUUACAGAGCAUGUUGCAAAAGAAGUAAUGAUUUGUUAUGUUGUAAAACCCAAGAAUUUAACUGAUAAAGAAUUGCUGUCACCUUCAUGCAUUCCAUAUUUUAAAGUUAAGGAGAUGUUGCUGUCACGGUGGAUAUCUUCUCAAGAAAGACAGAACAAAGAACCAGAAGAAAUACCCUGAUAUUUAUAUUUAAAUUAAAGUUUUUUUUUAAUAAGUU
This is a messenger RNA of Patella vulgata (common limpet), 1905 nucleotides long. RefSeq names its product tRNA-splicing endonuclease subunit Sen2. The coding region runs from base 132 to 1868 and encodes 578 amino acids. The transcript is spliced from 10 exons. Gene Ontology annotation, molecular function: nucleic acid binding; tRNA-intron lyase activity. Gene Ontology annotation, cellular component: tRNA-intron endonuclease complex. Gene Ontology annotation, biological process: tRNA-type intron splice site recognition and cleavage; tRNA splicing, via endonucleolytic cleavage and ligation. NCBI's taxonomy places the organism in Eukaryota, Metazoa, Mollusca, Gastropoda, Patellidae. The record is from RefSeq and is a predicted model, not a curated record.